AUGGCUGAGGGAGGUGAGAAUGAUUUUAGGGGUCCUAUAACCCCCAUUAAAGUUAAUGAGAUAGAUGGUCUUAUUAAAUAUCUUCAGAGUAUUAACUGGACUGAACCAUGGUUCUCUGGUCUUGCAGCAUUCCAUAUAAGUUGUGCAAUAUUGACAGUACUAACAAGAAACUCUGGAGUUCCCCAAGCUAUUUAUUUUAGCGUGUUGAUGAUUUUGGUAUUUUGUGCUGAAUUUAUAAAUGAAUGGGCUGCUGAAAAUUGGAGACUGUUUUCAAGUGAGCAAUAUUUUGAUAGCAAUGGUUUCUUUAUAUCCAUAGUGUUUUCUGUACCCUUGUUACUUAAUUGUUUAGUGAUAGUGAUCACAUGGCUUUGGGAUGUUGGAAUGCUCAUACAAAAUGUUAAACAGAUGAAGAUAAAACACAGAAGUAAACUUGCAGAGAAACGGAAAGAAAAACAAGAUAAAGAGGAGAAUGAGAGAGAUGAUGAUGAAAAUAACAUUGGUGCACAGGAAAAGGAAGAUGUAGAAGAAAGUUCCGAAAAUGAUGAAGAAAAUUCAGAAAGUGAGGAUAAAAAAACUAAGUGAUGUGAACUUUUAACCAGAAUAUACUUUGGUAUUAUAAAAACUUUGACUUGUUGAGUGUUGACUCAAAUUCAAAUCGACCUUUCUUCACAAUGAAACAGAUGUUUUAAACCGUUUGAACUGAGAUGUAGUCAUGUUAUAUUAUUUAAUCCAUUGUAUUACAUAUCAUCAAUGCAUAAUAUGUUAUAAAGAUUGAUACAUACAUACCAAAUUCAUGCCUAUUCUGUUUCAGUCAUUCAUUGUCAUAGUUUUUAUAAAGACAUCACUUGACCAGUGUGAACAUUUCUUGUAAUGCUUUUUAUUUAUUUAGAAAAAAUACAAUAAACACACGGUGCUUGUAUGAGCUUCUGGGAUUAUUGGCUGUAGGUUGUCAAUAAUUGUUUCAAAUAACAGUCCUGUGUCUUAGAUAAAUGAUAAAUGGCAUAUUGCAUUAAGCUCUAGUUAAGAUCAAAGGACUAAAAACAAAAUGAUGAAGUACAAAUGUACCUUAAUGAUGUUGUUAAAAGUUUAGUUGUUUAACUUUUUAAUUGGUUUAAAUAUCUUUUCUUGACUUGAAACUUUGCUUUUUUGAAAUGAGAAAUAUUGUUUAUUAUUUAUGGUUUGGUAGUAUUAUGCUGCCCUUUGGUACAUUUUUAUGCAACACUUAGUCCCUUCCCUAUGUGAGCAAUGAAGGAGCAAUAAUGGCCCUAUUGUUUACAAAGGAGGUACAUGUACUGUUUUGUUCACAGGAUGUUUGUAAAAUAGUUUGGGUUUUAUAUAAAUAACAUUUUCGCUUUGUGUAACAAACAAAAACUUGCAUGAUUUAAUCUUUAUAGUUGUAAAAUUUGAUAAUGUUUUUAUUUGAAAAAGAACAUUGCCAUAAAGCUUGGGUUUAUAUCAUUUUAGGUGCAAUUUUCUGCAAAUUAACUUUUGUACAUAAAUAAAUGCGUUAUAACAAACAUGCAUUAUAACUCUUAAAACACAACUUUCAUUUACUUCAUUAAUGAAAGCUUUUUGUAUUCCUCACAAAAUCACUGUAAGUGGCCAAAAUAUGAUUAAAUAAAAAGUGAAAACUA
This is a messenger RNA of Ruditapes philippinarum (Manila clam), 1634 nucleotides long. Its product is annotated as transmembrane protein 18-like. The coding region runs from base 1 to 582 and encodes 193 amino acids. The record is from RefSeq and is a predicted model, not a curated record. NCBI's taxonomy places the organism in Eukaryota, Metazoa, Mollusca, Bivalvia, Venerida, Veneridae. The transcript has a single exon. Gene Ontology annotation, cellular component: nuclear membrane.